AUGGUUUUCUGGCCGCAUCUCACUUACCUCCGGCAGUUCCGUUGGUGUUACGGCUCUCAGAGUCAGCCUGGUAUCUUGAACAGUGGGGCCUCAGGCCCCAAAGGGUCUCAGGUAGGCCUCCUUCAAAGGAGAUGGGCCGGGGUACCCCUGGAUGGAUGCCUCCGCACCAAGCGGCAGGUUGUCCCAGCCAAGCCCUGGAGAGGAGGCGGAAACGGCGCGCAGCUUCUGGCCGGUUUUCUAGUGCACGGCGGGGGGCGGGGGAGCAGGACUUCAGGCAGUCUGGAGUCGGAACAAGCCCAAUCGGACUCGAACCGAAUGCUGGGGCCAGCGCGGGUCGCUGACCGCGGGCGCGGGGCGGGGCCGGCCCCACAUGCCGAGAGGCCGGGAGCGGGGGCGAGGACCAGCCCCGCGCCCUUAGAGGCCUCCACCGGCCAUCAGAUGGUGGCUCUGCACACCCUUCAGCUGCUGCUGCAGGAGUGGGGCUCGGGGGACCGUCCGGGCGCCCCCGGGAGCCCGCAUGACCUAGACCACGUGCCCACCGCCCCAGCGUGUCGCUCAGGCCCAGGGCCCAGGCGAGGGCGCGAAGAGGAGGGCGGGAGCCGGGGGAUCAGGAAUCUGGGGUCCAGGGAGCAGGCGAGCUCCCCCGAGGUGGAAGCUAUGCGAGGCGCCGAAGGGGGCGUGGAACUGCUGGGCUUCCCCGUGGGCCGCGAGCCCUGCACCCUGGCUGGCGACGCGCAGCGCGCUGGCCCUCGGAGCUGGUCAGAGUGGAGCAGACAGAGGCUCCUGGGCCCCCUCCAGCAGGAGCGGUCCUUCCCAUCCGCCUGAAGGCAGAAAGGCAGCUGUUGAAAUGACUGCAGCGAGGACCCUGGUAAAUCACAGAGGCAAGGUCAGGCCAGAAAACCAUUGUCAGAGGACCUGACCCAGCUUAACAGAUGGCCGCCCCCUGCUCUGGACUACAGCUCAUGCC
Messenger RNA from Cervus elaphus (red deer), 967 nucleotides. RefSeq names its product deleted in lymphocytic leukemia 7 (gene DLEU7). NCBI's taxonomy places the organism in Eukaryota, Metazoa, Chordata, Mammalia, Artiodactyla, Cervidae. The record is from RefSeq and is a predicted model, not a curated record.